AGCGUAAAUUUUACCACUAAUAUUUUAUUAUUUUUUAGCUCGGCGGUGCCGCAGCCUCGCCCUCCAUCUUCAGUUUCUGCAAUCGUCGAAGCAAAAAAUUGCAAUAAACAUCCCUUUUAUCAUUCUGAUAUGAAGGUUAGGUCAUCAGUUAAGAAAAUGUGUGAGUUCUGUCGAACUGUUAAACGACGUGGUCGAGUGUAUGUGCUGUGCUCAGUUAAUCCCAAGCACAAGCAACGACAGGGCAUUUCCACAUUUGCAUAUGAAGCUCCAAGACCCCUGAUUUCUUCUGUGACAAGUAGCAAGCCGGAGGGUACACUUGGUAGCAGCGUUCACACAGGUCUGCCUUCUCUUAUAUCCAAGAAGACUGAGCCCUCUGUGACACCUUGGUGGAGAGUUGGUCUGGCUUCAAUUUUGCUAAAUCGUGCCACUAAGCAGUAGAAGAUUUGGCUGGAGAAUUUCAAACUUUCCAACGCAUGGGAGUAUAUGUUCGAAUUUUGUUGCUCUUGCAGCGCAGCUUGCUAAACUGUUUUGGUGAUAGAUAAUGUUAUUAGCCCAUCAAAAUUAUGUCAUCUGUGUUUUGUCUUCCCGAAACUCAACUACGUUGUAUCCAUGGCUGAAAGAAUUAAACGAGCAGAAUGGACAAAGGGCUUUUUUUGUUCUUGAAAAGGUUAGUCAAUAGUUUUCAAUAGCCGGCCCGGCUCUAAUAAUUGAUUUGAACCGGUUCGUUGA
Molecule: messenger RNA, 729 nt
Organism: Coffea arabica (coffee)
Lineage: Eukaryota; Viridiplantae; Streptophyta; Magnoliopsida; Gentianales; Rubiaceae
Source: RefSeq, a predicted model, not a curated record